Messenger RNA from Ictidomys tridecemlineatus (thirteen-lined ground squirrel), 1175 nucleotides. The record is from RefSeq and is a predicted model, not a curated record. Lineage: Eukaryota; Metazoa; Chordata; Mammalia; Rodentia; Sciuridae.
AUGGAGACUUGGCCAGAAAAUGAGCAGCAGAGAAGGAAAGGGGACACCUGCUAUGGUUCUCUGGGCCUUCUAGAAAAGAGAAGGCCUUUGGCUACCCACUCAGAAACGUACAAGAAAGGUGAUACUGUAGACAUCAGGGACGUCGCGAGGCUCUCUCCUUCUUCUGCGCGCCUCCGACCUCCUUCGGACAGAUGCUCCAGGAGCCGCGACCGAGUAGCAGCGCUGGGCCCGCCAGGGCAGCCAGCAGUGACACCGGGGGAUGCCAACGCAAAACAGUGCGCAGACUCCUCGGCGCGCUGCGGACUCUCCACUCGCCUAAACCUGCUCUCAAGUGAUGGCGCGUUUUCCUUAAACCCCUCUUUCAGCAUCUUGGCCCCAGUGCUUGGUCGGCUGCAGCGGGUGAACCCCGAAGACAGGGGGGCCCCGGCGCCACGCAGGCUCGGAGGAGAGCGCGUCGAGAGGGGCGCGGCGGCGCCGGCGCAGGAAACUUGGGAGAAGUUAGUUACAAGUGCCGGGCGGCGGCCGAGAGGAGCGCCAAGGGGACGCGGCCGCGGCUGCAGCGCGGAGGAGGCUGCGCCGCCUUCCACGCCCGGCGCGCUCUGGUCGCUCGGCGCGCCUGGAGGGGCUUGGAGCGAGCGGGGUCAGCAUGGCCGGGGGGACCGCCCGACAUCGCGCCUGGGAGAGCCAGGAGAAUUUCCUCUGAGGCCGGGCGACCCCAAGGUUGCUCAAGCCUCAUUCAGCCUCCUUCCUCACCCCUCCAGCGCAAAGGCCAGAGAGGAAGACUUGAAAGGCAGGUGCUGGAGGGACAGUGCCCCCGAAAAAACCCCAGCCGAUAGGGGCGUCCCCAUCAGCACGCCCUGCCCGGAGCCAAGAAGACCGGCUGGUGCUGCCGUAUUUGUAUUUAUAUCCAUUGCUGAGCUCUGCGUUCCCGUGGCGCGCCCGGACCCUCCUCCGCCUCCCCCCUCCUCUUCCUUCGAGGCCACCUCCUCUCCUCCCCCACCCCCAUCUGCUUCUGUCAAAUGAGAAAGUCACCCAGGAGAACCCAAACACUCCAGCCGCCGAGAGCCCCCUUUGGCACUUGGCAGCACGCGGCGGCGGGCUCCUCGGCUCAACUUGGUAGAGCCUCCGCGACGCAACUUUCGGGACUGCUUUGCAUUUAGGAAAGAGAAAACGGA